UGAUUUUAAGUGUACAGAACAGUGAGGGGAGGGCGUUUAGUGUGCUGUAAAGUUAACAAAGGACCGUCCUCUCCUUAUUUAGCUCUCAUUGUCGGUCUAUGAAUGAGCCCGGAGUAGUUGCGACUGUUGUUUAUGUGUUUUAUGAGGGAGUGGGACAGAAAUAGAGACAGAAAGAGGGAGUGGAGAUCGUGAAACAUAGAGGUGCUUUCAAUUGUUUUGAUUUUGCUCUGUUGCCUGAGGAGGAACUUAAACACACAUCGGCUGUCAGUCUUUGGACACUCUUGCUUGUGUUUGCACCUGUUGAGCAGAUCUGCUUCAGUCGUCCAGCAGUCAUGGCCGCUUUGUGAAAACCACAUCUAUCAGGGAUCUUCUGCUGUUCUUCUUCCAGAGGAGAGAAAUGUCAUCGCUCUAUUCGCGCAGUAAGGAUCUUUCCUCUCGCUCCAGAAAGUCUCUGUCGGACUCGCCGCCCUCCUCUCCAUCGCCCAGCACCAAAACCUUCAGACAAGACCGGGCAUCAAGGUCAGACUCCAGCGGUGUGGAUUCUCUGUCAGACCGGCUGUCAUCUCGAACCAGCACUUACACACGCAGAGAAAACAGACUCGCCUCGCUGAGCAAACCUGAUGAGGACUCCACCAGCAAGGACUAUAAGAAGCUGUAUGAGGACGCUCUGUCUGAGAAUGAGAAGCUGAAGUCUCGACUGGAGGACAGCAAACAGGAGCUUACCAAAAUCCGCUCGCAGCUGGACAGAGUCACACAGAAGCAGGACAGAAUAUCAGAGAGGUCCACUGUAUUUGAAUCAGAGAAAAGGGAAAAAGAAGCAUUGGAGAAGAGGGUUUCAGAUAUGGAGGAAGAAUUAAAGGUAUUGACCGAACUGAAGUCUGAUAACCAGCGGCUGAAAGAUGAGAAUGGAGCCUUAAUUAGAGUCAUUAGCAAACUUUCCAAGUGAGGAAAACCGGAUGAAGAGGAAAAACACUGAACAGAGAAAGAUCAAAUAUUUAAUUGCACCUGAUCAUUGUUAUGCAGGGUAAUGGUUCUGUCAUCUCUGGCUCUUGGUGCAUCAGAUCCAAGGCUAAGGGGAUAAUAAACAUUAAACAUUCAUUUACUCAUGCUCAUGUCACUCCAUACCUGUAUGAAUUUUAUUUAUUUUUUAAACAUGGAGAAGAUAAUUUGAGAGAUGUCCCUUCGACCAACCCUCAUCAAAAAUUCAGAUAAAGUUUGCAUGGUUUCCUGUGGCCUAAGCUUGCUUAGAUAUUUGAUGUGAUGACAUAGAUCUAUUGUAGGCCUGGAUAUACUUGGAGCAAAGUUCUGUUUUGGUUAUUUACUUUUGGGGGAAAAAAUACCUGUUAUAAAACUUCCUGGUACUGAUGAAGGUUUUUAUCCAUGGAUCGAACUGUUCAAGCUGCCAAACCCCCAAACAUACUUUAUCUUGUCCUGAUUUUAUUUUGAAAUAAUCAACACUGGGGUACUCCUCAAUUUUGCUUCAAUAUUUUAAUAUCAUUGACCUGGUUAAAGGCAAUAGUCCAGUUUUGUUGGUGAGAAUUUGUUUUAUUGGUUAACAAUGUUCAAAAACAUCUACUGAACUAGACGACCUAUUCCCCCACCUUAAACUGUGUUGUGCAGUGUGGUACUCCAAUAACAUUGAGGCCACGGUUUGUUUGUUUUUAAGCAUGACCAUAAAAAUGUUCAAUGAAUUUCAUGUUUUCUUACUGUUAGCCAUUUCUAAAGCCUUGCUUAAAGUACCUGCUGAAAAGACCAGAGCGAAUGGGUCUUUUGCACUGGAGAAUUUAUUUCAUAGUUCCUGUAACUAUUUGGUGGCAACUUUUGUAUCACAGGAACUGGGAACGAUUUUAGAUACAUGAACUGCUUUCAGGAAAACUAAAAUAGUUAUUAUUUUAGAGUAAGGUCCAACUCAGCACAAUAGGAACUUCCGUGCCAAAUGUUUUGUGUUGAGCAAACAUGUCAUAUAAACCUACAUACUACAUACAUCUCCAAACAAUAUUGUCUAGAGUCUACACUUGUCCUAGCUGAUUAGUGGGACCACAAAUGGUGCUUCUGAGUAAUAGAAACUUUUGAAUCAGAGGAUUUUUUAUAGUUCUUAGAACUAUUAGCUGAAGUACCCACUUUUUGGUGUGAACACACGACAGGUACAGGCAAUAAGAACUCCUUUUAAUUAGGUAUACUUGUCAAAAGAAACAGUUUACAAAUACUUUACUUCCAAAAAUAUUGCCACAAACAAGUCAUAAGUUGGCUAACACCAGGAUCUAGAUUCUUGUCAUCAAUUCACUAAAUACCUACUUGCAUAUUGAUCGCAACCAAGGGGAAAAAAAAAUGUUUUUUUUUUGGUUCCUAUAACUAGCUAGUGCAAAAAUCCCUUACAAUCUACAGUGAUCCAAACUGAUUUGAAGGACCCCAAAUGGUGCUUCUAAAGGGCAAUGGUCUCAAAAUCAAUUCCCGGAGGGCCACAGCUCUGCACAGUUUAGCUCCAACCACCUCCAACUCACACCUGCUUAAUAGUCUCUAGUAGUCUUGAACACCUUGACUGGUUGGAUCAGCUGUGUUUGAUCAGGGUUGGAGCAAAACUGUGCAGAGCUGCGGCCCUCCAGGAAUCCAGUUUGAGACCUAUGCUAUAGGGGCUUUUGCAUGAGAGGAGUGUUUUAUAGUUUCUAGUACUAUUGGCAAAAGUACCCAUUUUUUUGGUCUCACACUAAAGGUACUGGCAAUUGGAACUCCUUUUAAUUAAACUAGAUUAGCUACAAUUUCAUAGCAGAGUCUUCUUUAGAACAACAGUUUUUGGAGACUGCCCUGGUGAAUAGUUCAUAUAACAACCUACUGCAAAAAAGCCCUUAUAGUCUUCACUGGUCCCAACUGGUUUGAGGGACCACAAAUGGUGCUUCUAUAGAUGCUUUUGAGAGGAGUGUUUUUUUAGUUCUUGGAACUAUUAACAGAAGUAUCCAGUUUUUGGUCUGUACACAACAAAGCUAUUGGGAAUAGAAACUCCUUUAGAUUACACUAAACUGGCUAUUAUUUCAUAGCAGGGUCUAGUUUUAGAACAACAGAAACACUUUAAUACACUGUACUUACUUUCAAAAAUAUUGCCAGAAUCAAGAUAGAUCAAGUCAUAAAUUGGCUGACACCAAAGUCUAUGUUCUUGAAUGACAUCAAUGUCACCUGCCAAAAUUCCUACUGACAGAGUGAAUGCAACCAAGUGGGAAAAAAAAGUUUUUGAGUUGGUGAGUAGUUUCUAUAAACCCAAUCCAAAGAAAGCGUCUAUAUAGUGAAAAAUAAAAAUACAAAACCUGUCACUGGGUUGGUACCAAUUUUGUACCUUAAAUGUAUGCAUUAGUACCUUAAAAGUACAAUUGUGUACCUUUAGGGUACACUUUUGUAUCUUGAAGGUACUACACAUUUGUACUUUUUUUGGUAUUAAUAUGUACCUUUAAGGCGCAUAUGUGGCCCUGUAAGGUACAAAAGUGUACCUUUUGAAAAGUACCACCCAAGUGACAGGUUUUGUACCUUUACUCAUAAGAGUGUGCUCCCAAAUGAUCCGAGGAACCCCAAAUGGUGCUUCUAUAGGGGCUUUUGCAUGAAAGGAAGGAGCAUUUUUAUAGUUCCUAGAUAUAUUGGUGAAAGUACCCACUUUUGGUGUGUCACAGUAACUGGGAACUUCUUUUGAGGUAUCUAAAUGUGCUACUAUUUUAACAUGGUCUAACCCAGCACAAUAGGAACCACAGGGACGUUUUAUGCUGAUUCGUUGAACACAGUAUGUGUCAUACAAAACACCACUUUCAUCACCAGUACAAGUUAUCAAGGGUGAUUUUUGUCUCAGUCCAUUUUUUUGCACCUUUAGUUACAAAAUAUAUGUAAUUCCAUCUCCAUUAUCACAAAUCCCACACAUAACAGAAACACAGGUUCAAUCACGCCAUCCAAUGUCCUCCAGUCCUCCAGAGCUUGUUGUCACUGUUGGUUGGCUUUCGUCAUUUCAGAGUUGAUGGCCAAAUACAAUCAGGAAAAUGACACUGGGGAAAACCUUUCAGAUUGAUAACUAGGGUCUUAUAACUAAGUUCCUACUACAUAGUGCUAAAGCCUUUUAGAGCACUGAUACAAAACCUCCUAAGAUGGUAAACUUGUUAGGAAGUAUUGUUGGAACACCAGCAUACCAUUAUCUAUGGGCAAGUGUCCAAACCACAGCACUGGUCACCAACUGCUUUGGUCAUUUCAGCAGGGAAGAGCUGUGCAAACUGCCAUUCCUUUGAACAGUAUUUGACCAUAAAUCAAAUUGAACUGUCCUGAAGCAGUCAUUGGUCUAAUAUGGUCCAGUCGGGUCCUCAGAAGCUCUGCCAGAAUAUUCUAAAAGGAAUGUUCCCACUGAGAGACGACGUCACUCUCUUAACUCGCUUCAUAUCAACACAUCUGUCCUGUUUACUUUUACACUUGCAGUGUUUAUAUAUAAACCAAAAGGCUAAAGAAUAGAUACAUGAUACCAUUGCUGUGUUUAUAUUUAUUUAUGCCUGUGUGUGUGUAAUUAAGAUCAUCUAUAUGGAUUAAACAAACACCACACAUAAUAUGCCAUUUGAAAAGCUGUGUUUAUUUUCAUUGUCCACAGUUUUUAACCUGUAUUCUUGAACCAAUGCUCACAGCACUUUGUUUAUGAUUGUGUUUGUUCUUUGUUGUUUGCUUGUUACUAUUAUUAAAACACACU
Messenger RNA from Danio aesculapii, 4699 nucleotides. Its product is annotated as protein phosphatase 1 regulatory subunit 12B-like. The record is from RefSeq and is a predicted model, not a curated record. Bases 398 to 946 code for a protein of 182 amino acids. Gene Ontology annotation, cellular component: cytoplasm. The transcript has 7 exons. Gene Ontology annotation, molecular function: enzyme inhibitor activity; phosphatase regulator activity; protein kinase binding. NCBI's taxonomy places the organism in Eukaryota, Metazoa, Chordata, Actinopteri, Cypriniformes, Danionidae.